Bacillus rossius redtenbacheri is the source of this 4781-nucleotide messenger RNA. RefSeq lists its product as uncharacterized. Lineage: Eukaryota; Metazoa; Arthropoda; Insecta; Phasmatodea; Bacillidae. Bases 36 to 4643 code for a protein of 1535 amino acids. Gene Ontology annotation, molecular function: chitin binding. The record is from RefSeq and is a predicted model, not a curated record. The transcript is spliced from 2 exons. Gene Ontology annotation, cellular component: extracellular region.
GUUUUGUAUAUUCACAAGGCCAUAGAGUUUUUACUAUGAAGCAAUAUAUGUUUUAUGGAGGAAUACUUUUAUUGUUUGUGGCUCUCAUCGAAACUUCGUCAGUGGCAUACGCAUCACUAACCAAUACCAAGAGAACGCCUUCUGAAAGAAGUUGGACAGGAAGAACUUGCACGAACAAAGGAUACUACUGCAGUGCAGACUGCAAGGCCGUGUACAACUGCAUUGGAUCCGAACCGGACUACGAAGAAGUGCUCACGGAGGUGUGUGAUACUGGGCAAGGGUAUCAGUGCAGCGCUACACUGGGCGUGUGUUCCAAGACAUUCACUAGCACAUGUACUCCACAAGGAUAUGAAUUUGAGUGCACUGAAGUUGGAACAUUUCCCGAUCCUUACGACUGCGCCGGUUACUACAUUUGUUAUGGGACAUUGAACAACUUGCAACACAGUUUCCAGCUAUGCGACAGUGGAUGGCUGUAUGAAUCAUCAAAAUUCUCGUGCUCAAAAGAGUCAAAAAUAUGCUCAGAGGAUCCAGUGCCAACAUGUAAAUACACUUGGCAAGUAGGAGCAGUUACUGAAAAUCCAAACAUAUAUUACAUUUGCAGAAAUAACACAAACAAAGAUGGGUCAUACCUGUAUCCAGUUCUCUACUUAUGUCCACAUGGUGGAAUAUUCAACUCUGUCACAGCUUCAUGUGAGAGUAAAAUUAACACCACAAUACACACAACAUUUACACAGAAUAUAUUGGGUACAACAGAAUCCCAAACGUUAACAGCAGAAAGUUCUAACCCUACUUGUAAAACAAAAGGAAAAACCGAAGAUCCAAAUAAUUGUUACUCGUAUUAUGAAUGUUCUGAUAAUCUCCAACAAACACACAAGACAUGUGAAAAUGGUUACUAUUUCAACCAUGUUUACCAGAACUGUGUAUUUGGGACAUGUUCUAAUGGAAAUGGAAAUAACCAAUCACCAACAAACCAACCUACAAUAUCCACGUCUAACCAAACACCAGCACCUGGUGUCACAACCACAACUUCAGGACCUCCAAUUCAAACAACGAAACCAUCACAAUCUGUACCAACAUGCUCAGCUGCAGGUGACAUAGAAGAUCCCAACGACUGUACCUCGUACUAUGAAUGCUCUGAAGAUCUACAGCAAACACACAAGACAUGUGAAAAUGGGUACUAUUUCAAUCAUGUUUACCAGAACUGUGUAUUUGGGACAUGUUCUAAUGGAAAUGGAAAUAACCAAUCACCAACAAACCAACCUACAAUAUCCACGUCUAACCAAACACCAGCACCUGGUAUCACAACCACAACUUCAGGAACUCCCAUUCAAACAACAAAACCAUCACAAUCUGUACCAACAUGCUCAGCUGCAGGUGACAUAGAAGAUCCCAAUGACUGUACCUCGUACUAUGAAUGCUCUGAAGAUCUACAGCAAACACACAAAACAUGUGAAAACGGUUACUAUUUCAAUCAUGUUUACCAGAACUGUGUAUUUGGGACAUGUUCUAAUGGAAAUGGAAAUAACCAAUCACCAACAUACCAACCUACAUUAUCCACGUCUAACCAAAUACCAGUACCUGGUGUCACAACCACAACUUCAGGAACUCCCAUUCAAACAACAAAACCAUCACAAUCUGUACCAACAUGCUCAGCUGCAGGUGACAUAGAAGAUCCCAACGACUGUACCUCGUACUAUGAAUGCUCUGAAGAUCUACAGCAAACACACAAGACAUGUGAAAAUGGUUACUAUUUCAAUCAUGUUUACCAGAACUGUGUAUUUGGGACAUGUUCUAAUGGAAAUGGAAAUAACCAAUCACCAACAAACCAACCUACAAUAUCCACGUCUAACCAAACACCAGCACCUGGUGUCACAACCACAUUUUCAGGAAAUCCCAUUCAAACAACAAAAUCAUCACAAUCUGUACCAACAUGCUCAGCUGCAGGUGACAUAGAAGAUCCCAAUGACUGUACCUCGUACUAUGAAUGCUCUGAAGAUCUACAGCAAACACACAAAACAUGUGAAAAUGGUUACUAUUUCAAUCAUGUUUACCAGAACUGUGUAUUUGGGACAUGUUCUAAUGGAAAUGGAAAUAACCAAUCACCAACAAACCAACCUACAUUAUCCACGUCUAACCAAACACCAGUACCUGGUGUCACAACCACAACUUCAGGAACUCCAAUUCAAACAACAAAACCAUCACAAUCUGUACCAACAUGCUCAGCUGCAGGUGACAUAGAAGAUCACAAUGACUGUACCUCGUACUAUGAAUGCUCUGAAGAUCUACAGCAAACACACAAGACAUGUGAAAAUGGUUACUAUUUCAAUCAUGUUUACCAGAACUGUGUAUUUGGGACAUGUUCUAAUGGAAAUGGAAAUAACCAAUCACCAACAAACCAACCUACAUUAUCCACGUCUAACCAAACACCAGUACCUGGUGUCACAACCACAACUUCAGGAACUCCCAUUCAAACAACAAAACCAUCACAAUCUGUACCAACAUGCUCAGCUGCAGGUGACAUAGAAGAUCCCAACGACUGUACCUCGUACUAUGAAUGCUCUGAAGAUCUACAGCAAACACACAAGACAUGUGAAAAUGGUUACUAUUUCAAUCAUGUUUACCAGAACUGUGUAUUUGGGACAUGUUCUAAUGGAAAUGGAAAUAACCAAUCACCAACAAACCAACCUACAUUAUCCACGUCUAACCAAACACCAGCACCCGGUGUCACAACCACAACUUCAGGAACUCCCAUUCAAACAACAAAACCAUCACAAUCUGUACCAACAUGCUCUGCUGCAGGUGACAUAGAAGAUCCCAACGACUGUACCUCGUACUAUGAAUGCUCUGAAGAUCUACAGCAAACACACAAGACAUGUGAAAAUGGUUACUAUUUCAAUCAUGUUUACCAGAACUGUGUUUUUGGGACAUGUUCUAAUGGAAAUGGAAAUAACCAAUCACCAACAAACCAACCUACAAUAUCCACGUCUAACCAAACACCAGCACCUGGUGUCACAACCACAACUUCAGGAACUCCCAUUCAAACAACAAAACCAUCACAAUCUGUACCAACAUGCUCAGCUGCAGGUGACAUAGAAGAUCCCAAUGACUGUACCUCGUACUAUGAAUGCUCUGAAGAUCUACAGCAAACACACAAGACAUGUGAAAAUGGUUACUAUUUCAAUCAUAUUUACCAGAACUGUGUAUUUGGGACAUGUUCUAAUGGAAAUGGAAAUAACCAAUCACCAACAAACCAACCUACAAUAUCCUCCUCUAACCAAACACCAGCACCUGGUGUCACAACCACAACUUCAGGAACUCCCAUUCAAACAACAAAACCAUCACAAUCUGUACCAACAUGCUCAGCUGCAGGUGACAUAGAAGAUCCCAACGACUGUACCUCGUACUAUGAAUGCUCUGAAGAUCUACAGCAAUCACACAAGACAUGUGAAAAUGGUUUUUAUUUUAAUAGUGUGUUCCAAAAAUGUAUAUUUGGAACAUGUUUGCUAAGUAAAUUGCAUAUUAACACUCCCAAAAUUCAGAAUGACAAAAUUGUUUCAAACAAAAUAGUUCAUAGUUUUAUGGUAAUGCCAUUUGCCUAUACUUUAUCAGAUAUCAAAUAUUAUCAAUCUGGGCCAGUAUGUGCUGUUUCUGGAAUUUUCAAAGAUUCUUAUGAUUGUCAUUCGUACUAUGAAUGUUCAGAAGAUCUUAUUCAAACGUACAAAACUUGCGAUUUUGGGUAUUUUUUCAGCACAGUGUACAAGGGUUGUAUUUUUGGAUCAUGUUAUAAUUACAUUGGUGACAAUAAUUCACAUAUAAGCUAUUCUACCAAAACAACAAACUCUAUGUCAUCUUCCACAGCUUUUGUCAACCUUAAUACCCCAGGAGUAAUUUCACCAAUAUGCACGUCAGCUGGUUCAAUUGCAGACCCUUAUGACUGCUACUCUUUUUACGAAUGUUCAGAAAACCUCCAGCCAACACACAAAGUGUGUAAUAGUGGUUUUUAUUUCAGUGUUAUGUAUCAUAUAUGUGUGUUUGGAACGUGUUCAAGUUCAAGUGGAUCUAACAGUUCAACAGGUCAACCUGAUACAACUACCGACAAUGUAAAUCCCACAACAGAAUCCACUUCACAAACAACCAAACAGUCUCAUGGCACACCAGCAUGCACUAUCGCAGGACCCAUCGAAGAUCCCAAUGAUUGUUACUCUUAUUAUGAAUGUUCUGACGAUCUUCAACUAUCACAUAAAAUAUGUGAUAAUGGUUAUCAUUUUAGUGUCCCUUACCAGAGGUGUGUUUUUGGAACUUGUUCGGACGCAAAUGGGAAUAGUGGUUCGCCCACAAAUCAACCUGCAACGACUGCCAGUACAACAACAACUUUGGGAAGUACAACAGACACGACCACGGUGCCUGCUUUAACAACAACUAAACCUCAGCCAUUCCCAACAUGUUCAGUGACUGGUAAUAUUGCUGAUCCUAAUGACUGUUACUCAUACUACGUAUGCUCAGGGAAUGACCAGCCUAUACACAAAACAUGCGGUGAGGGCUACCACUACAGCACUAUUUACAAUGAAUGUGUCUUCGGAGCGUGUCGAACAGCUUAUGCAAAUAAAAUUGACUACUUACCAAAUACUUCAAUAUGGGCAUAGUUAAAACUUGAAUGACUCUUAAAUUAAUUGAAAAUCUAAGUUUAUUUUAUUUACUAUACAAUUUUAUUUUACUAUUUUUUUAUUCAAAGAAAAUCCUAAUAAAAUUGUAUGCUAGUAAAAUUAAAUGACAAAUAUGGG